Thlaspi arvense is the source of this 2084-nucleotide messenger RNA. The record is from the annotation of a GenBank genome assembly. Lineage: Eukaryota; Viridiplantae; Streptophyta; Magnoliopsida; Brassicales; Brassicaceae.
UAGAUACAUAUAAAUAGGUAGAUUUGGGGACCUAAUUGUUUUACCACCUAACAUGACUCUAGACUGAAUUUCCAGUUUUGCUAUGAGAAUAAAAGGCCAAUUUCAGAUUUCUGGUGAGUUCAUGUUGCAUUUCUUUAACAAAAUUAAUAUGUCACUGCAUAAAGUUCUCUGAUUAUUUGUUCAGUAUGAAGCCUUUUUCAGUUUCGAAGAGAGAAACCUUCUUUUCUUUUUAAAAGCCUCAAAUACAACCCCAUCGGAAUCCCAAAACAGUAUUUGGGAUUUGAACAAUAGAAACCUCACAAUCAAAAUAAAUUAGAGGAAGAAACCAUGGAGAUAAGGAAAACUCAAGUGGCCAUGGCGACUUUGUUGGCGAUAAUGGCUCUAAUGGCGAGUCAAGUGGUCUUCGCCGGCAAAUACUCAGACUCAAUGGCCCUUCAUGAACGUAAUAUGGCGGAAAUGCAAGCCCUUAAAGCUUCAUUGGUUCGCAGAAAUCUACCAGCUAUGGUAUCUCCUCCUCCUACUCCUCCUCAGGCAGUACCCGGUCCACGCGUGUAUCAAGUGAUAUCAUAUGGUGCCGAUCCCACAGGGAAAUCAGAUAGCACGGAUGCGAUUUUGAAAGCUAUGGCAGAUGCGUUCGAAGGUCCAAAUCAUGGAAUUUUGAUGGAAGGUAUAAAUGAUCUUGGAGGAGCAAGAAUCGAUCUUGAAGGUGGAAUCUACUUAAUCAGCCGUCCUCUCCGGUUUCCCUCAGCCGGUGGCGGAAAUCUCCUCAUCAGCGGAGGGACAUUAAGGGCAUCAGAUGAUUUUCCGGUCGAUAAGUACUUAAUCGAACUCAACGACGAAUCGUCAAAGCUACAAUACAUAUUUGAGUACAUAACCCUCAGAGAUCUUCUCAUCGACUGCAACUACCGCGGCGGAGCAAUCGCCGUCAUAAAUUCUCUCCGGACAAGCAUUGACAACUGUUACAUCACACGUUUCGGAGACACGAACGGGAUUCUUGUCCAAAAAGGACACGAGACUUAUAUUCGCAACUCGUUUCUUGGUCAACACAUAACCGCCGGUGGAGACAGAGGAGAGAGAAACUUCUCCGGCACCGCCGUGAAUUUGGUGGGUAACGACAACGCCAUUACCGACACCGUUAUAUUCUCCGCCGCGAUUGGGGUAAUGAUAUCAGGACAGGCAAACUUAUUGUCUGGUGUGCAUUGUUAUAACAAGGCAACCGGUUUUGGAGGAACCGGGAUUUAUUUGAAAUUACCCGGUUUAACUCAGAACCGAAUUGUGAAUUCGUACAUGGAUUAUACCGGUAUCGUCGCGGAAGACCCGGUUCAGCUACAAAUUUCAGGGACUUUUUUCUUGGGCGAUGCGUUUAUUUUGUUGAAAUCGAUAGCCGGUGUGGUUAGAGGAGUUAAUAUUGUCGACAAUAUGUUUUCCGGUUCGGGUAAUGGGGUCCAGAUUGUGCAAUUAGAUCAGACGAAUAAGGCGUUUGGAGACGUUGACCAGGUGGUCGUUGACCGGAACAGUGUGAAUGGAAUGGCAACGAGAUCGACGGUUGCGAAAGGAUCGGUCGAUGGAAACGGGACGUCUUGGACCGUCGAUUUGAACCCGGUUUUGUUGUUCCCGAAUUUAAUUAAGCACGUGCAGUACACGCUCGUGGCCAGUGAAGCUAACGCGUUUCCUGUUCACGCGCUAAGGAACGUUUCGGACAAUAGAGUGGUGGUUGAGACAAACGCUCCUGUUACAGCAAAAGUUUAUGUAACAGCGGAUCAGUGAAUUUGAACAUCGUGAUUUUGCCGUAAUAAUGAUUUAAUAAUCAUAAGAUUAUAAUGGUGGGUUUUUGGUAAUUUUUUCUGAUCAGGAGAAAUUACAUAUAUUUUUACUAGUAAAGAAAACAAAAACUCGAAAAUUGUGAUUAUGGUUGAAGAGUUGGUGGCAUGACAUUGACUAGUUUUUUUUUUCUGUUUGUCAAGACAUUUUUUUUUUUGGGGGUAAAAUGUUAAGUUGUUUGUCAAGACAUUUACUAGUUCCUCUGAGAUGAAUCAUGAAAUUCAAUGCAAUGACUAAUAAACUAACUAUUAUGACUUCUGAAG